Oppiella nova is the source of this 1698-nucleotide messenger RNA. NCBI's taxonomy places the organism in Eukaryota, Metazoa, Arthropoda, Arachnida, Sarcoptiformes, Oppiidae. The record is from the annotation of a GenBank genome assembly.
AUGGAUUCGGAUAACAAUAACAAUGCGCCCAAAGAUCUGAAUUUUGCCGAAGGCUCUGAAGGGAUGAGUACAGCCGUAGACUAUGCCCGGCCUGAGACCAGACGAAAGCCCGUUUAUGACAUGAACGAAGACAUUGUCAUCAGUGGUAUCGCCGGAAGAUUUCCCGAAUCAGACAAUAUGGAUGAAUACGCGAAGAAUCUCUUCGACAAUAUAGAUAUGGUUACUGAAGAUGACAGGCGUUGGCCAAUAGACCUAAACUCGGGAAUUGUGGGCAGAAGUGGUAAACUGAAAGAGAUCGACAAAUUUGAUUCAGUCUUCUUCAGUACAUUCGGUCUGUUGGCCGAUGCGAUGGACCCGCAGGCGAGGAUCCUCUUGGAGACCACAUAUGAAGCCAUUUGUGACGCCGGUAUUAAUCCGCAGACAUUAAGGGGAAGUCGUACUGGUGUUUAUGUGGGCAUCAAUACAAACGACUUCGAUGACUGUCGCCGGAAGGAGGCGGCCCUCUGGGUGUACGGCACGUCCAAAGCCCUGUACGCCAACAGAAUCUCGUUCAUGUUUGACCUCCACGGCCCGUCCACCCUCAUCGACACGGCCUGUUCCUCAUCGAUGGUGGCCCUCCAGAACGCGGUCGCGGAGAUGAGGACCGGCAACUGCGAGAUGGCGAUCGUGGGCACCGGGAACCUGGUUCAGGCGCCCUUCUCCAACCACGUCUACACCUCCAUCGGACUGUUAGCCUCCGACGGCAAGUGUAAGGUGUGGGACAAGAGGGCCGACGGUUUCGUGCGGUCAGAGACUGUGGGCUGUCUUCUACUGCAGCGCCGAUCGCAGGCUAAGAGAGUGUACGCGACGGUCGUUCACGCGAAGACCAAUACCGAUGGAUUCAAAUCCAUUGGUCUCUUCUCGCCGUUUUGGUUACGACAGAGAGAUCUCAUGAUUGAGACCUACGAGGAGGCGGACGUCGACCCCCAGGAAAUUAAGUUCUUUGAAUCGCACGGCACCGGCACUAAUGUGGGCGACCCUCAGGAGGCCAAAGCCAUUGCCGACGCCUAUUGUAAAGAUAGAAAAGAACCGUUACUCUUGGGUGCGGUUAAGAGUAAUUUGGGUCACUCUGAAGGCUCGUCCGGUCUGAACUCAAUCGGAAAAGUGAUUGUCAUGUUUGAGAACAAGACUAUUCCGGCGAACCUCCACUUCCAAGAGGCCAAACCUGAGAUCGAAGUCGUGGUCAAUAAGACACUGCAGCCGGUGCUGAAGAACACCGCCUUUGACGGCGGAAUCGUUGGCGUCAACUCUUUCGGUGUGGGCGGAGUGAACGCACACGCGUUGCUCAAGUCGUGGGACAAGGAGUUGGAUCCCGACGCCCACAAAAUCAUUGAUCCCAUCCCCCGACUCGUCAACGUCUGCGGCAGAACUCAAGAGGCAGUCAAUCAUAUCUUUGACUUCAUUGAGCAAAACCCGGAGAAAGUAAACCGCGAGUUCUUGGCACUGAUUGGCGAACCCAUGAAAUCUCAGGCGCCUAAAGGGUCGGCAGGUUUUCCCUACAGAGGGUAUAUGAUCGUGAAGGAGGACACCCUCGAAGACGGGACCAAACAAUUGAAAUACAACCGAACCAUCAAUAAUGCCGCGAGCUCAGUCUUGACCGAGACGAAGAGUCCUUACCCGUCAGUCACCUGUCCAUACCGCGCUGGUAACUACGUUUAG